Molecule: messenger RNA, 6813 nt
Organism: Stylonychia lemnae
Lineage: Eukaryota; Ciliophora; Spirotrichea; Sporadotrichida; Oxytrichidae
Source: the annotation of a GenBank genome assembly
AUGUCUUCAGGCUCGAGAUAAGACCCUUCUAAAAUAAUUGUUUUAUUUGAAAAAAUUGACAAAUCUAACAACCUUGAAAUCGAGGAGAGGUCAUUGAAAAAUCUUGCCUAAAAGAUUUAAAAUAAAUUGUUAGAUGUCUCAUAUAUCUGUGAAAACCAUGCUAAUCUCAUUCAAAACUUGCUUAGAUGGAUUUAGAGUAGGUUUCAACAAACUAAUCAGCAAAGUCUUAUAUGCUUCUCUUAAAUCAUAAUCGGUAUUGCUCAAAGAACUGAGGGAAAGAAUUUACUUUUGAACUUAGGAGCAGUAGAAAUAUUAGAUUAAAUAUAAAGAAAUCUAUCUGAGAACCCCAACAUUUAAACCCAAUACUAAGAAGCAAUUAAAAUACUAAUUUAAGACUCCUUUGCUUUGGGUACUACAGCUGAUAACCAAACUAAAACAUUUAACUACGGAAAUAGUGGCAAGAAUGUAUUCCAAAAUGAGACUUUAAUGAAAUCAAACUCUUUUGUCUUAUCUCAAAGUCUUUCACAAAAUCAAUAAUUCUCCCAGCAAAACAUUCUAAACUAAAUCCCAGAAAGAGAAGAGGAUCCAUCUUUUUAUGAAAAUGAUAAAUAGUCAUAGUUCCAAACAUCUCAAAUGUCAUCUUAUUCCUAGCAGAAUAAUCAAAAUGUCUUCAGCAAGACAGAGUUUAAAACUUAAAUAUUCAAAGCCCCAGAGGCAUCAAUAGCUAUCAAGCACGAUUAGAUGUAAAUGGAAGUGAAGGUUAAAUAAUAAAUUUUAAGAGAAACUUGUGAACUGCCCUUUGUCUAUCUAAAUGAUGAAGAUGAAAAGUUUUUAUUUGACCUCGGAGUAUAGCUGAAGUUUGGAGAUUUCAAAAACAUUUUAAGUGCAACUUAAAGAGCACAAAAUCAAGCAUUCUUCGAUUUCCCCAUUGAAGUAUUCUUACAAAGAACUGAUGUAAUAAGAGCACUUAUAGACCUUCUUGAAGGUGCUUAAGGCUAGGUAUUUACUAAUCUUGCUUUGCCAGCCUUAAUUAUUUUCGUCUAAAGAUUAAGAACUUUAUAUUAAUACCUGUGUGAUUAAACAAACAAAGUAUCUCAUAUGCCUUAAAAUGAAAGAGAUCUAGCUAUACCAUUGGAAGCUUACUUAGAACAAACCUAUCCAUGCAAUCACAAUGGCAGAUGGUCACUGAUAGAUUAGGUUUAAGACAUUAAUAAGUAUGGCACAGCUAAUUCAGUUCAUCAAGUUAAAUAGCAAAAUCUUGCUGCUGUUGCUAUCCAAAGUUCACUCAGCUGUAAAGCUGUUCUUGGGUUGAUAAUGACUAAAACUAUAAAUUUAAUGAAAGAUCAAGAGAAAAUAGGACUUUAUAUAUAACUGCUUAAUGAAUGCAUUGAAACUGUUGAGACAAUUUAUAGAGUCAGAGACAAUGAAGAAUUCUCAUCGUUUUUGCAUCUCUGCAUGUUCGCUUUUGAUAGCGUUUGCGAUUACUAUAAGGAGUAAAUUUUUGAGAAUAUCUUAUUGAGACCUAUUUUAGACUUCGCUAUUAGAUUUAUUGAAAUUUUAAACACGAUUCCAAAAUCUGAAACUAAAAUGAAUGAUCCAUUUUCUGAAUGUCUAUUCUUAAAUACUACUAAUCUACAAUAGGUUAUGAGAAGGUCAAUAUUCAGAUAUCAUUUCGAUUUAGAAGAUGAAUGCUAAAAGGCAAAAUAAACUAUUAUGGUGAAAUUCUUUGCUAGACUUGAGGAAGAAUUGAAAAACAUUAAUAUUCUAUAGCAAGGAGUUGUAUAAAAUUUUGAGAAGGCAUAAAAUGUCUAUUCAGUAUUCCUAAACAUUCAAGCAUUUAAAUUCAAUAUAAAAGGCUUGUUGACUGAGCAGGACAGUGGUAUAGUAUUUAUUGAGACGUUCAAUUAAUACUAUUAAACUGUUUAAAUAUUAGAAGAAUUACUCUAAUGCAUUGAGUUGAGAUUAGAUUUCCCAUUUGAGCAUUUGCUUGUUGAUUGCAUUAUGUACGGAAUGCUAGCAGAAGAGACUUCAAUGGACCCAAAACUUGAUUAACUUGAAAAAACAUUUAAGAAUUACCUACUGAUACCAUUGCCUGAAAUCAGAGAGAGAAUCAUGAGAAAAAUCUUUUAAAAGAUCAGACUUUAAUAAUCUAUCUAGAUAAACAAGAGAAAUUUUAAUAAUAUUACACUCUUAGCAAAGUUUUUGUUCAGAAAACAAGUCCUAAAUCAACUAAUUAAUGGAUGUUUGAUUAAUCAGGUAAUUGCUUCUGAGGAAUCAAAAUUAUAAAUGACCUUAGGCCAUCUAGUAAUAAAGACCUUAAUUUAUGCAUUUAAUGAUACUGAUCACAUUACAGCUAAAUAGAAUCUAAAUUAGCAUUUCUUAACCUUUCACUCAUUGAUGGGAUAAUAUCCUGAACUCGUAGGCUUAAUUGACCUUAUUGAGGAGAACAGUUAGCAGAAGCAAAUCAGACUAAAUAGAAUUAUGAGAGAUUUAUUUAAUUAAGAUCCUUAAAAGCGCUAAUUUGCUACAUCAGUCCUAAAGAGCAACAUGUCAAAGGAUAUUUAAGAAAACUUCAUAUAAGACAUUUUAAAAGAAAGUUUUGACUCUAAAAAUCCACAAUCAGAUUUACAACUGGAACUUGAAUAGAUCAACAAUUAAUAUGAUUAUUCUAGUUUCGACUUCAUAAACAUCACUCAAUUACUAAUGAGCAGUACAUAAGAUUAUGUAAUAAAGAAGUAAUGUCUUGAUUAACUGACUCUUAUUCUUUUUGAUGUGACAUCAAAAAAAGGGAAAAUCUUCUUUAAGACUGAAAUCUCUAUUAAAGAUGUUUUUUCCUUCAUAAUUGGUGAGGUAGUUUCUAGUUUUAAUACUUGCUAUGGAUAUCUUAGAUAGUAAGUGUCUCUCUUAGAUAUGAACUAAAUUAAUUACGUGAACGGCUGUCUCAAAUUUCUGGUUCUAAUAUAUUGCAUAUACUUUGAUGAGGCUGAGCUAAAAUAAUUCUUUGAUAAAUUUAAAACUCUCACAUAGCUUAAAGAGAGACAAGAGGAUCUUAAAAUAUAAGAAAAUUUCCAAAGUGCAGUAUUAUUCUUCAUUGGCUCUAAUAUUCUUAGGAAAAAUGCUGUUCGUCUGCUUUAAAUAAUCCUUUUCCACCAAGUGUAUCUCAUGCAAAAAUUAUAGAGACAACAAUAACCAAAUGGAAUAGUUAAAAAGAAUUUAGUGAUUUAUGCUCCUGAUUUUAUAGUGAAUGCCUUUAUAAUGACUUUGCCUCAUUACUCAUAAAUUGUAAAAUAACCAAUGAGGGACGAUUUAGUACUCACUGAGGAAUAAAAGAUGUAUGUUCAAAGCAGACUCGUAAAAAGAGAUAUUGAACAUCAAGACAAACAAAUCUUAUAGAAAAUAUCAGCUGAAUUCUGCUAGAAAGUAGCUGAUAAAAAUGAAAAUUACAAUUAAGUUAUGAGAACUUUUGAGACUUUGCAGAAUUAUGUCUUGAGUGGCCAAUAACUAAAGGAUGAGUUGGUAAAUGAAAAAGUUCUCACUAGUUUUGUAGAAAUGAUUAAGAUCUUACCAACCAGAGAUUUCGAGUUUUCAUUCCUCGCUGAUUAUUUGAUGCUUUCAAAUUAGAUUCUUCAUUCAUUCAAGAAAUUCGAUCAGAAUAUUAGCAAUCUAGACUAAUUUGUGAAUAAAUUCAGUGAAGGAUUGAAGUUCCACCUGAUUCCAUUUAUGAUUGAAACUGUUAAUACUUACUUCUCAGAGAUUGAAAACGCUAACUAAAAUCAUGUAUACUCUCACAAACUCCAUUUCAUUUAGAGAUUCCUUGAAUCAGUUAAUAAUUUGAUCUAAGUAGACAGCUAUUUGAAAUAAAAGUUCAGAAUAAAGUCAAGUGUCUAGGAUAAGAUUUUAUCAAACAACUUUAUUAACUACUUAUUUGAUCUCUAUGUUACUUUGAAAAAUCAUACCGAAAGCAAAAGGAAAAUCCUUAUGAUAUUUUACAUGAUUAUAUCACAAUAUGAAACAAGAAAUAUAGACUUAGAGAGAUUGCCUGAAAUGCUUAUUAACUAAGUAGCCACAAUGAAACUAACAAUGUCCCUCUAGUAAAACUCACUAAUAUUCCUCUGUAUAAGAACUUUAAUAUAUAUCCACGAUAAGAGAAUAUUGAUGAUUAAGAAAUAGAACUAAAUUUAAGAUAUUGCAUUAUCUGUUAGUCUCAGCUAGACCUCAAUGAAAUAUUUGCAAAAGUACUAAUCUUUCGGUUGGUUGGUGAGAUUUAUUGAGUCCAGAGAUGCCAGACUCAGAUGCCUUUCUUGGGAUCUAUUAAAUGAACUCUUCGAUUAUGAAUUCCUGAAAGGCCACCCCAGUAUAAUUUAGUAAGCUCUCAACUAAUUUUUGAAGCAUCAAGAACUGUAUUCAGUGAAAAUUGCUAUACUAAAAUUCUUAAAUAAUGCUACAGAUUUACUUAUAACUAACUGUGAUAUAUCAAGAGAUGAAUUUCAAGGAUAAAAUUAUGACAAUUUUAUUGGCAGCACACAAGAAUAGGUUACUGUUCAAUCAUUACUUAGAUCAGUAAGCAAGCAAGGCCUUAUUACUUAGAUUCAUAAUAUGCUAUCUCUUAAGGACUGUCCACUUCUAUUUUUAACGUUGACCAUGAAAUUUUUGAAUAAGCUAGUGUAGAUGGACUACAAAAAGGCACUUCCAGUCUUGACAUAAUUAGAUUAUUGGACUUUCUUAGUAGAAUACCUUGAUUUCAGGAUUUUAAAAGAUCUGGAAUUAAAUGAAAAUAGAUUAAUCCUCAAACAUCAGAAAUCUAAAUUGUUAUAGUUUUCUGAUCCAACUGCUUAGUAUGACCAAAUUUUCUUGUGUAUUACUUCAAUUAUGGAAUUUAUUUUUGAAUCUUUUAAGAGAGAUCAACAAUUAGCUAAUCUACUUGUUAAAACAACCAAACUAUUGGGAAAUGUGUUUGACCUUACUCAAAAGACUAUUGAUGGUUAUAAUUCAUAGACUUUGUAAUUCUAGAAUCAUUCUAUUAUGGCUCUUUUCAUUGAGAAAACAACUAAAUUACUUCACAUUGCCCUACUUCAUCCAAGAGAAUAUACAGUUGAAUAAAUAUCUAAAUUUCUCUUUGUGAAGCAAAAUGAUAAACCCAGAAAUUGGAUUUACCUCACUGAGUUCUUUGAACUAAUAAACAAGAUUUCUCAAACAAGCGGAUUUUAUGGUGGUAACGAGAUUAAGCUUUCAAUUUGUAGAUUUAUUGCAGAAUAUCUGCUUAGAUUACCCACUAGACAAUAGAAUUAUCUUGAUGAGAUGAUUGAGCAAUAUGAAAGCUAAAAUUACUUUAAGGUUAAUGAAAGAGAUGAUUUGCAGGCUUUUGGAUCAAGAUUACUUAUGGAAAUGGGAUUAGUGUUUAAGCAAGUUUAUCUCGAUAAUGAUAGUCAUAGUGAUUAUUAAAAAGAUUAAGAUGAAUAAGAAAACUAAAAGAUUGAUAUCACUAUGUGCAUUUGCAUCUUAUUAUCUAAAUGCCAAUCUGCAAAAACUGCUGCUGUUGAACAAAACAUGAUGAAAAAAGUUAUUGAAAUAUGCUAGGAGAAUUUAAAUGCUAUUGUUUUAUAAGAAAUUCAAAAAGUAACAAAAAAGAAACAGACUGUUACAAAUAAGUCAAUGAUUACUAAAUCUAUGAAUAAUUCCUAGAUGCUAUCGUCUGCUUUUGAGAGUUAGAUGAAAAGAUAAUUCAAAUAUGUUAAUCCGAAUGAUAUUGCUCAAUGUGAAAGAGAAGUCUUAAGAAUGCUUUAAAUUUUGAGACAUUUGUUCUAUUAAUCCAGCCAAAUUCUAAUACCCUUGCUUUUCCCAAAAUCAUCAGGCUAAUCCAUAAUGUCAACCAGGACAGUUCAAGCAAAGCAAUUAUCUAGCAAGGAGACUUAAAUUGGAGAUAAAUUUGUUUAACUUAUCUAAAACUUAGUAGAAGACUUAGAUUAAGGAAGUGAGGUGAUUGUUUAAGAAACUUAUAUGACUGCUUUGACAUUCGCUUCUCAAAAUGUCAGGUUCAAAAAUGCUUUUAUCAAUGUAUCAUCUGCAUAACAACAAAAGAAAUAGUCUCUGAUAAAAGUACUAUCUGAGCAUUUAUUAAACAUGUCUGCUGAAAUAGCCAAAGAAAUUAUGAAAAUCAGAAUGAUAGAAGAGAUUCUUGAGAUGAUUUAGCCUCAGUGCAAGAAUGAGAAAGAAAUUAAACUUAUGAAAAAUUACUUAGCCUAAUUUUCUGGAUUUUUAGCUGCUUAUGCCUCAACCGACGAAGGAUAGAAAAUAUUACUGAAAUUGAAGAACUUAUUUGAACACGUAAUUUUCAUCCUUGAUACUGUCAACGUUUAAAACUAAAACAAUGAGAAUACAGUCCUUGUUGACUUAGUUAAGCACAAUCUUCUAUUCCUAAGAAAUACCUCCUUUAAUAGAACUAACAAGCUUUACUUCAUUUAGAAUGAGAACUUUUUGCCAUGUUUGCUUUCAUUUUUGAGUAAUUAAAACCUUAUCCCAAAAAUCAAAGCUUAUUCCUCUGCUUGUCUUUGGAUGAUACUCUAUAAUCAUUAAGGAGUUAAGUAAAUGCUCAACAGAUCUGAGGUUGUCAAUGAGUUGUAACUUCUUAGAUAAGAGUAUUAAAGAUCAGCUGAUAUUUCAGUUUACAGUAACUACAUAAAAGCAGAAGAAACAGAUGAUAAGAUUAUAAAGAGCAUUGAUAAUAAGAAAAUUAGCUCUCAUGAAACUAAAAGAAUGAAUACUUUUACACUAACAGCCUUAAAUGGAAUCUUAAAGCUUCUUACUCAAAACUGA